Molecule: messenger RNA, 618 nt
Organism: Telopea speciosissima
Lineage: Eukaryota; Viridiplantae; Streptophyta; Magnoliopsida; Proteales; Proteaceae
Exons: 1
Coding region: 1-618 (205 amino acids)
Source: RefSeq, a predicted model, not a curated record
AUGGAGGAGACUGCAAUAAUGAAGAUACCUGGGAACGAGAUAAGCAAACUAGAGAAGUUUGACAGGUCCUUUUUCAAACGUUGGAAAGGGAAGAUGUAUUUCUUCCUCACUGCUUUGAAGCUCGCUCAUGUUCUGAAUGAAGAGAAGCCAGUACCACCGAUAAGCACCGAUGGAGAACCUUCCAGUGCAGAAACACUGGUUCAAAUCAAGCAACGCCAGAAGUGGGAACAAGAUGAUUUCAUGUGCAAAGGCUAUAUCCUUAAUGAACUGUCGAACUCACAAUAUGAUGUGUACAAGCCCAAAUUUGCGGACAGCGCCUCAAAGGAACUAUGGGAGGAUCUUGAUAAGAAGUACAAGAUUGAAGAUGCUGGCAACAAGAAAUUUCUCGUAAGUAAGUUAUUUGAUUAUAGAAUGCUAGGAGAUAAGUCCAUUAUUUCCCAAACCUAUGAGUUGCAAGGUCUCAUGAAUCAAAUCAUCUCUGAGGGUCAUUCUCUUGACAAAUCUUUUCAAGUAUCUUCUAUUAUUUCUAAGUUACCUUUUGCUUGGAAAGAUUGUUGGAAAGAGUUGAAACAAAAGAAAGAUGUAAUGACUAUGCCAGAGCUGAUAAAGUAUAUCUAA